This is a messenger RNA of Fusarium pseudograminearum CS3096, 2163 nucleotides long. RefSeq lists its product as uncharacterized. Bases 1 to 2163 code for a protein of 720 amino acids. The record is from RefSeq and is a predicted model, not a curated record. The transcript has 2 exons. NCBI's taxonomy places the organism in Eukaryota, Fungi, Ascomycota, Sordariomycetes, Hypocreales, Nectriaceae.
AUGUCACCCCCGCGCCGUAGGUCGGCCCGGCUGGCGUCCUCUACCAAGACUAGACCAGUGGCACCUACCUUGGAGGCCGUUACUGAAGAUGCCGAAUCACCUCAACGACUCCCGGAACCCAAACCCAAGAAGAGUAGAAGCAAAAACAAGAGCAAUGCUAUUCCAUCUUCGCCGGCCCCUGCGCCUUCAACACCAGCUUCAUCAGCGAUGAAGCCUCCUCAUGACGAAAUGCACCCGAGCAAAGCCCACCAGACCAUGGGUGAGCCAUCUUCUGCUAUGCGAUUGGGCUUCACAGAUAUCAAGGACAACAAGGAACCCGACACGCCAUCAAAGAUAGGGGUACCUGCAUCCGAUUUCACAUUCCGAGUUACGCGCGACACCACCGAUACUAGCCUUAGCGGUGAUGCGCAGCGAAUGAUGGUGGAACUCCGACAGCAGGCUGCCAAAAUCAAGGCAGAUCUCAUCGCUCAGCGCGACGCAGAUGCUCCUGAGGACGGUCGCAAGAUUGCCAAACCUACAGGCAAGACAAGUCGCUACAGCGCGGCGCAUAUGGCCGAGUUCAAGAAGAUGGAUUCUAUCGAGAACCACCCUUCUGCCUGGAGAGCUCAGAACGGACGAUUCCAGCCUGUUGUCCAGUCUCUCAAGCGAACACCCUCCAAGGCUAAUCUGGAAACCACACCAACUUCAUCCAGCAAGUCAGGUCUGAAGCGUUCGCCCUCAAAGGCUGAGCUGGACGUUCCUACUCCCUCGACGCCUCGUGUCACACAAAGCCUCAAGCGCAAGUCUUCUCGAGCCAACCUUGAAGAGUAUCAGCAAUCACCUUCUCCAAAGAAGGCCACUAUGCCUCCUUCUGGUAUCCCAAUGGCUCUCCCUCCCUCUACCAAGAAGCCGCAGUUACUCCCCAACGCACAUGAGCGCGAACGCGUUACUUCGAAGAGAAUCAAGCAGCGAGAGGAUGAUGACGCGUCAACAAACCGACCUGUCUCACGUGAUGACUCAUCGAUUCCUCGACCAAAGUCCAGCGGAAAUGGUUCAACCAAGCUGCCUGCCUCGAAACCCAACUUCUCACGACUUUUGAGCCCCACCAAGGCGUCUCUUGCGCACUCAGGGAAACCAACCAUUUCUCUGAUCAAAUCCCCUUCCAAGGUUGACCUGAAGAGCGGCCUGCCGAAAUCUACCAGCACUCCAGGUUUGCUUGCUCCCAGCGAAGCAGCCACACCUAGAGCUCGAGUUCUCAGCUCAGGGCGCCUUGAUAAAGUCAAGUCAAUCUUGCGAGGACACCGAACACCUUCCGGCAAUGCCCAGACUGCUAUCCCGCAGCCCAAGAUUUCUCAAACACCCGCUCCACCCAGGGCCGAGAAAGACAAAGCUUUGCCUCCUGUUCCGUUGACUACUCCUCGACGAAGGGUGACAAAGCAUGUUGCUUUCACUCCGGAGGCCACUCGUAUCGCCUUCCAGCAGAACUCGCCUUCUCCUUUGAAGUCUUGUCUCAAGGCUCAAACAACACGAAGCUUGGAAGACGAACAGUUCCAAGGCAUCGAUGCAACACUUGCCAAUGCAGACUCGGGAGACGUCGUGUAUCCUGAUCUGAGCGGCUUCAGACCUCUUCCUGAACUCCCUGUCAAGGAAAAGGAGGCUCUGCCUGUGGCGCCUGCCUUUGUUCCCGGUAAAUUCACAUUCCGCAGUGACCACACCAUCGAGUUUGGAGAAGCUCCUGUCCUUGGUUUUGGAGGUUCUCCUGGCCAGUCCAGCAUCCGCCAAGUACGACAGUCAAUCAAGCCUGAUACAAAGAUGCCCGGUAGCUUCCCUGGCCCUACAUCUCCUAUCAGUCCCAACAAGGAGAACAAGCUGCCUGAUGCUGAAAAGGUCAUCUUUGGAGCACCUCACGGCAUGUCUAACAAGAAGCGACACAGGACCAGCUGGGACGAGGAAGAAGCCGAGGAGAAGCAAGCCGAGCGUUCUAACAAGAGGCGCAAGGCUGAGCAUGUUCCUGAAGGCGAGGCCCUCCUUGCUCCCCGACUUGUUGGUGGUACUCCCAGCGCAAAGAAGGCGAGAACUGGUGCGAUUACGCGUACCCCUGCUACCGCUAGUCCUGUCAAGAAGCGUUCAGUUCUCAGUAUGAGCCGGCUCAACAUGCUUGCGCGACCCAAGAACCGGGCAUAA